UGCUGGACAUUCUCUGAACAAAACAAACGGACAAAUCCCACCCGACGACGACGACGAGAGAGGCGGCUUCGGAUAUCGGAACCCGUGCUGCUCUCCAAGCGACCUCGCCGACUGCCCGACCAUUGGAAAUUGGAUCCCUGCCGUCACGAUCGAAUCGCUCCCAAGAUGCGGCUCUCCUCGCUGUCGGCCGUGCUCGCCGCGGCGUUCGCGUGGACUGCGGCGGCCCAGGAGGACUUUAGGAGCAUAACGCUCAAGACGCACACUCUCGAACAACCCUACCUGGACUCUGACAUGCAGAGCCGAUGGUUUGACUUUGGCGGCGAUACAAUUAUUCGGACAGACUCAUACAUCCGCCUGACCUCCGACCGACCCUCGCAAAACGGCUGGCUCUUUUCACGGGUGCCCCUCACGGCGACCAACUGGGAGAUUGAGGUUGAGUUCAAGAUCCACGGCAAGAACUCACUGUACGGCGAUGGCUUCGCCAUGUGGAUCACGAAGCAGCGCGGCCAGCUCGGGCCCGUCUUUGGCCACGCCGACAAGUUCGAGGGCCUGGGCAUCUUUGUCGACACGUACAAGAACAACCGGCCGGGCGUCGUCUUCCCCUACGUCAUGGCCAUGUUUGGCGACGGCCAGACGUCGUACGACAAGAACAACGACGGCAAGGACACGGAGCUGGCCGGCUGCUCGGCGCGCGGCCUCCGCCACUCGAGCAUCCCGACCAAGCUCCGGUUGACCUACUUCCAGGACAAGAGCCUCAAGCUGGAGCUGCAGUACAAGACGGUCGGCGACUGGCUGGUGUGCUUCGAGGUGCAGAACCCGCCCUCGAUCCCCAACAUUGCGUACCUGGGCUUCAGCGCCGAGACGGGCGAGCUGAGCGACAACCACGACAUCAUCUCGGUCGUGUCCAAGAACCUCUACACCAGCCCCGUGGCUAGCGGCCCCGGCAAGGGAGCCCCGAAGGGCUCGUACAAGGUCAAGGCUCCGGUCGAAACGAGCGGCGGAAGCUGGACGUGGUUCUUUUUCAAGAUUGUCUUGUUUAUCCUCGUGGCGGGCGGUGCGUACGUUGGCUUUACCGUGUACAGGGCAAAGUCCAAGAGCCACAGGUUCUGA
Trichoderma reesei QM6a is the source of this 1110-nucleotide messenger RNA. RefSeq lists its product as uncharacterized. NCBI's taxonomy places the organism in Eukaryota, Fungi, Ascomycota, Sordariomycetes, Hypocreales, Hypocreaceae. Gene Ontology annotation, molecular function: D-mannose binding. The transcript is spliced from 4 exons. The record is from RefSeq and is a predicted model, not a curated record. Gene Ontology annotation, biological process: Golgi organization; endoplasmic reticulum organization; endoplasmic reticulum to Golgi vesicle-mediated transport. The coding region runs from base 166 to 1110 and encodes 314 amino acids. Gene Ontology annotation, cellular component: COPII-coated ER to Golgi transport vesicle; Golgi membrane; endoplasmic reticulum membrane.